UUGAUCUUGAAAUAAUCAUCAGUUUGACUUAAAUAAAUCAAACUGUAAUAACUAACUUAAAACCAUGAAUAGUUUUAUCAUAUUUUUCUAUUUUGUGGCCAUUAUCAUAGCUCUGGUAUCUGGCACCGACUACUGUUCCAGCACACUUUGCGGUAAAGGUGAUAAACAUAUUGCCUGUGACAAUGAUGGAAAAUUUGCUGAUUCCUGCUCUGAUGCUAAAAUGGUAACGCUCACCGAUUCAUUAAAACAAGUAUUAGUUGAUGCCCACAAUGCUAAACGUAACUUUAUUGCCGGUGGCGGUGAUCCCAAUCACGAUCCUGCUUGUCGCAUGGCCACCAUGCAAUGGGAUGAUGAAUUGGCUGCCAUAGCUGCAUACAAUGUUAAACAGUGUAAAAUGCAACAUGAUAAAUGUCGCAAUACUGAUGCCUUCAAAUAUUCUGGUCAAAAUCUUGUCUGGGUUAGCUAUUACGAUUAUCCCAAUGAUGCUGAGAGAUUAAAACUAUACGUUGAUAUCUGGUUUUCAGAAGUAAAGAACAGUAAUCGUACAAUCAUGGCGUCGUAUCCUAUAGGUUAUAAGGGACCUAUGAUUGGUCACUUUACUGUUAUGAUGGCUGAUCGUAAUAUUCGUCUGGGUUGUGCUGCUUCUACUUAUGCUGUAACUGGUGUGUCUUAUAAGGUUUACUUACUUGCCUGUAACUAUGCUACCACCAAUGUUUUGGGAUUCCCUAUCUAUGUUAGUAGCAAGAAACCUGGUGAAUGUUGCGCUACUGGUCACAAUCCCAAAUAUCCCAAUUUAUGUUCCGUUUCAGAGGAGUAUUCCGUUAAUAAAUUUUACUAGUAAAUACAAGAUAAUUAUAUGUAUAUAUAUAUACUGAAAUGGAUUUUACAAAAUUUGUAAAUUCCAAAAAAUAAAUAAUAUUCUGCAAUAAUA
Lucilia sericata (common green bottle fly) is the source of this 931-nucleotide messenger RNA. Its product is annotated as antigen 5 like allergen Cul n 1-like. The transcript has 3 exons. Bases 65 to 838 code for a protein of 257 amino acids. NCBI's taxonomy places the organism in Eukaryota, Metazoa, Arthropoda, Insecta, Diptera, Calliphoridae. The record is from RefSeq and is a predicted model, not a curated record.